Messenger RNA from Pelobates fuscus (common spadefoot toad), 1865 nucleotides. Its product is annotated as pleckstrin homology-like domain family A member 2. The record is from RefSeq and is a predicted model, not a curated record. Gene Ontology annotation, molecular function: phosphatidylinositol phosphate binding. Gene Ontology annotation, biological process: positive regulation of apoptotic process. NCBI's taxonomy places the organism in Eukaryota, Metazoa, Chordata, Amphibia, Anura, Pelobatidae. The coding region runs from base 828 to 1235 and encodes 135 amino acids. The transcript has 2 exons.
CAAAAGGGGAGGAGCGGCUGGAGCCAGCAUUUUACUGUCUGUGUAAAGCUUGAGUCAUCCUAUUAGGCUGGGCAGUGUUUGCAGCUGCAUGCUGUCGACUGACUGAGAAGCAACUUGCUGCUACGUCUACCUACGAUGUGCAGAGAGACACCCAGAAGCCUUGGGUCAUCAGUGAAGAUGAGCGAGAACAUGCACACCUCAUUCUGAAUGAAUAUUUCUGCUUGUGAACCUUGGUGUGACUCUGGUUUAAAGCGGCGACAAAAAGACUAGUGAGGAGUCUUCAAUGCAUUGAGGCCACAGAGCUAUCACAUUAUCCCUCCUGUCCAUUUGCAAACAAGGCCUGUUGGCUUGCACGACUCGGAGAAUCUGCUUUUAUAGAGCCUUUUCUCUGCAGGAAACAUUUAGAGCAAAUCCUGUAUUGCUAAACACUGCAGGUUGCAUGUAUUCGGGGGGAAAAAUGCUUUGAAUAGACCGAUUCUCAUUUUUGCUCUUAUAUUUUAAUUUUUUUUUUUUUAAAUAUAGCCAUAUAAUUCUGAAACAUUGUGGAACGAAGAUCUUGCCAAGUGCCCCCAUAUUAGAAUUUUAUCUUUUCACAGUUACUGCUGACCGUCUUGAAAAAGACAACAUUUCUUGCAAAGUUGACCUUGUAGUUUCCAUGUUUUGCAUGCCACUAAAAAAAAAAAAAAGUUGACAAAAGCAAAAUUCCAGUAUUGAACUUUUCUGCUGGUUAAAUUGUUAGAAGGAUUUGGAAGCCGACAUUUGGGGUCUACCUCUUCCCAAGGGAGAGGGGUAUUAUUGUGAAAUUAAGGUCUCGCUCAAACUUCAUCAUGAGCCGUUCCACUACAAUGCCCCCUUUGCCCAUCAAAGAAGGUGACCUGGAGAAGCGAAGUGAUAGUUUUCUACAGCUAUGGAAGAAGAGAAGAUGUGUGUUGACCGCUGAUGGUCUACAUUUAUAUACAGACCCUCGAAAAAAAGGCAAGGCCAAGGUGUUGCGAUUUGACUCUUUAGCCAAACUGGAAUGCGUGGAGAGGAAAGGAGAGCGUGUCUACUUUACUCUAGUGACAAUGGACGGGCAAGAGAUAGACUUCCGCUGUAGGGAGCGUAGUCGCUGGAAUGCAGAGAUCACUUUAGCGUUGGUGGGCUUUCAAAAUCGAAAAGCUGUGCAAGAACUCAGGGCAAGAAAGGAGAGUCAGUCCCGAGAACUGGGUGAACGUUUACGAAGCUGGGGUCUGUGAUUUUUUUCUCCACAAUUGAUUGGUGAAUGUUACGGAUUUUUCAUCUUACUACUCAUUUGGACGACCAAACACUUCUGUAAUUUCUUUGUGCUCCUCUGGAGGCUUCUACAAGAAGACUAUCCAUCACGUUUAUGAGGCGAUAGGACUCCGUGAGCAGGUGGUAGCCCUGCUUGGACUCCGUAGGAGAUUCCCGAAAUGUCUGGUUUAGAGGAGAAAGAUACUAGUCUUCAAUUGUAUCUGCAAGAAUCUAGGAAGAAGAUCCACAGUCAUGUUUCUUGUCACUAGAGAUAGUCUUCUUUCUCUUCUUCUUGAGUUACAGGGACAGAAGACUCCUUUGCAAAGACUAAUACUUUAACUAAUGUUAAGGGUUUGUUCACAAACAUACAGAACUGAAGACCAAAUAAUGCUAUCAUCACAACAAACUAUUUACUAAUUUAGCAAUCAUACAAGGUUCACGGGCUGUUGCACUAAUCGGUGAGACCUUCUGAAUUCUGGGUACACUUCUUGCUCUGAAUUUCCAGGUGCUUGUUACUUUAAUUUUUCUUCUAUUGAUUAUUUGAGCUGCUCUACAGUUUGUGAAAUAUGUAUUUUUUGUGACUUUUGAAAAUAAAGAAAUAAUGCAAGUUAUAA